ACCUUUUACUUAGGAGUUUGUAUCCGUUAAACCCCUCUCUUCGAAACCUUUCAACGCUUAAAGCCUAGUAUUUUAGAACUGAAGAAAUCGAAUGAUUUCCCUUCUACCAAACAUUCUUAAACAUCAACGUCUCUCUGUUAUCUCGCAGUUUUUCUCCCACGUUCCAGAGAAAAGUUUCAAGGCCCACGCACACGCUUCACCUCGCAGGGUACAAUGUCGGUUUCCGGUGAAGUCCAAGCCUCCGAUGACUCUCUCCCCCACAAGCUCAACUCCAAGACCUCAUUUCUCGGCCUGAAACUGUACUUCGUGAUCGGAAUUCUCUUGCUUUGUGCGAUCGCAGUUUUCCUAGUGAUCUUUAUCUAUUUUUCUCUGAACAAAAAAUAUCGGAAGCGCAAAAUGCGUGUGAAGCAUAGCUCGGGGCUAAUACCGCUGGUCUCCAAGGAGAUCGUGGAGAUCAAGUCCUUGAAUCGCGAAGUCAAUUAUGAGAAGGCGGAGGUCAAAAUUAGUAAUGCGGAUUUGAAAGAGCCGGAGGUUGAGGUUGAGAUUAAAGGAGGAAAAAGGAGUGGAGAGAGUGAGGUGUCCGGGGGAAGCCGGAGUGACGUUUCGGUGGAUCCUGAGAACAUCGGGUGGGGCCGCUGGUACAGCUUGAAGGAGCUGGAGAUGGCUACACGUGGAUUCGCCGUGGAGAACGUGAUCGGAGAGGGAGGUUAUGGUAUUGUUUACAGAGGAAUCUUGCAGGACGGGUCGGUGGUGGCCGUGAAGAACCUUCUUAACAACAAGGGUCAGGCAGAGAAGGAGUUCAAGGUGGAAGUUGAAGCCAUAGGGAAAGUAAGGCAUAAGAACUUGGUGGGUCUAAUCGGCUAUUGUGCUGAAGGUGCGCAAAGGAUGCUUGUGUACGAGUACGUUGAUAAUGGCAAUUUGGAGCAGUGGUUGCAUGGUGAUGUUGGCUCAGUUAGCCCACUGACCUGGGAUAUUCGAAUGAGGAUUGCCAUUGGCACAGCAAAAGGGCUAUCCUAUUUGCACGAAGGAUUAGAACCCAAAGUCGUACAUCGCGAUGUAAAAUCCAGUAACAUUCUUCUAGAUAGAAAAUGGAACCCCAAAGUGUCGGAUUUUGGACUGGCCAAGCUCUUGGGAUCAGAGGCAAGCUAUGUGACUACUCGUGUAAUGGGGACCUUUGGAUACGUAUCUCCCGAGUAUGCAAGCACGGGUAUGCUUAGUGGGAGUGAUGUGUAUAGCUUUGGGGUUUUACUCAUGGAGAUAAUUACAGGAAGAAGCCCGAUUGAUUAUUCAAGACCAGCUGGAGAGAUGAACUUGGUUGAUUGGUUUAAAGGGAUGGUAGCAAGUCGUCGUGGAGAAGAGCUUGUGGACCCCUUGAUUGAGGUUCAGCCCCCUCCCAGAGGUUUAAAGCGGGCAUUGCUGGUUUGUCUCCGGUGUAUAGACUUGGAUAUCAACAAGCGUCCCAAGAUGGGGCAAAUUGUUCAUAUGCUCGAGGCAGAUGACUUCCCUUUUCGUUCGGAAAUUCGAUCGGCACGGGAGAAAGACCCCAUCCCAUCCGGUGCAGAUUUGUCCACUAAAACUGAGCAUACAUACAAGAAUGGCGGGUUGGUGAUAUAGAUAAAUCAAGAUGGAGAUGAUCAUUUUCUACACUACACAUCUUUUAGUCUCUGAGGUGUGUGAGUUAUACAUCCACUCUAA
Molecule: messenger RNA, 1695 nt
Organism: Juglans microcarpa x Juglans regia
Lineage: Eukaryota; Viridiplantae; Streptophyta; Magnoliopsida; Fagales; Juglandaceae
Product: probable receptor-like serine/threonine-protein kinase At4g34500
Biological process (GO): protein phosphorylation
Molecular function (GO): ATP binding; protein kinase activity
Source: RefSeq, a predicted model, not a curated record